Messenger RNA from Dermochelys coriacea (leatherback sea turtle), 7043 nucleotides. It is a transcript of the gene SSB, whose product is annotated as small RNA binding exonuclease protection factor La. Gene Ontology annotation, molecular function: RNA binding. The record is from RefSeq and is a predicted model, not a curated record. Gene Ontology annotation, cellular component: cytoplasmic stress granule; nucleus; ribonucleoprotein complex. NCBI's taxonomy places the organism in Eukaryota, Metazoa, Chordata, Testudines, Dermochelyidae. Gene Ontology annotation, biological process: RNA processing; positive regulation of translation. Bases 5455 to 6678 code for a protein of 407 amino acids. The transcript has 12 exons.
GUUUCCCAAUAGGUGCGGCGGGCCUGGGCUGCGCUAGAGACGUAACCGUGUCUGAACCGGCGUGCGGCCGAACGGCACUACCGGGGCCGAUGGUCCUGGCUGUGCGAACAACGAGCGGGAGCGUCACGUCGGCUCCGCGCAGCGCUGGACUGGUACGCGGCUAACGGCGGCGCGCCCCCAGGGAAAGCGCUGGGGCUGUCUCGGUGCUGCUGGGUUCCGGGGAGAAGCAUCUUCGAGAACCGUGUGCUGGCCUAGCCCCUAGGGCUGUGUUGGGGGAGCCUGCCUGGCGUUAGUAGACUGGUCGCUUGGCCACGAGAGAGCUUUAACUGUGUUGUUUAACGUUGGUCAGGAUGGGUUUAGGUCUAAACCACAUGGUGGCUGACACCCCAAGGGCUGCUGCUAACUUCUGCACCGGUGCUCCUGCCAUAUUACCUCUAGUGGAGCUGCACUGAUCAUAGCGGGGGUAGGAAGCUUCAAGUUCACAUGUGCUUUAACAUGAUUGCCCUUGUAGUGUAGAUAAACUAAACUAAGUACUAAGGUUAAUAUGCUUGUAUCAGUGCUUAUAAUGCAAACAGGGUCACAGAUGUUGCCCACUUUGACUCUUUAUUUAUUUCCCUGAUGUUAGUAUUUCAUAUGGCACUCUGGCUGUUAUCUUUCUGUGAUUAAUAAUGCUACUGGAUCUCAAUCUCAUGUCCUGUAUGCUCUGGGAGUAAAUGUAUUAGCCUGAGCCAUUUUAGAAAGCUAUUAAUGCUAACACACUAACAAGGGUGUAUGCUGACUCAGUUUUACAGAGUAAAAUUAGGCCUCUGUCUAACCACUGGCUGGUUAGUAAUAGUGUUCCAAUAUGGUUGGGCUAAUCUACUCUUGGGAGGGAAACUGUUAGCUGAAUCCCUGUCAUGCCAACAGCUUCAUUAGUAGUGUGGAUGGGACCUAAGUGCAUUGGCUGUAACCAGUCACAUUAGCUAUAGUAUACAAUAUAGCCUGAGAGACGUGAGCCUGCUAGGCAGGAAUGAGUGGACAACAAAGAAUAUCUAACAUCUUGGAUAAUAAAAAGGAUGGAUCCACUGAAUGCAUCCGAUGAAGUGAGCUGUAGCUCACGAAAACUUAUGCUCAAAUAAAUCUGUUAGUCUCUAAGGUGCCACAAGUACUCCUUUUCUUUUUGCGAAUACAGACUAACACAGCUGCUACUCCGAAACCUAUCAUCUUGGAUAAUGUAAAUCUGGGUUUGUCUAAACCAGAAAGCUUUACUACUUGAAGUAUAUCAGUAUAUCUUAAAGCAGUAGCCCCUGGGUCCCUUUUAGCGUGGACUCGGGUAUUCUGGUAUAAAAGUGAAUAUACUGGUUUGGGAACUGAAAUAAACUGUAUGGUACAAGGCACUCUUAUCCUGGUAAAAUGUAACUGUAGACCAGCCCAUACUAACUCCAGCCAGCUACCAUAUAGCUUUAUGCUGUAAUGGCUGACCAUAGGAUUUUCUCCUCUGAUCUGCCUUAACCAUUUAUUGACAUGACAAGAUUGUGUUUGCUAUCAGAAUUGUUUUAGUACAAAACCAUUGGCAGCUUGCCCAGAUAAAAGACCCUAUCCUGGUUUCUAAUCAGAAUCUGUCCAAAAGUGCACAUCAAGUCUGCAUAUUAAAUUCUGUAUGAGGCCUUAAUGUGAACUUGUUGCUCAUGCACCAUUUUCAAAUGUGAACUGAAAAAGUAGUCAAGGAACAUCAAUUCAUUUUUGAUAGUGGAAAAGCACCUAUCCUAAUACAACAAGGUUGUCUACAGACUCAAGAUUUUAAAAGUGCAGUUGAAUGAAAGAAUAUGGAGUAGACUAAAUGGAAGGAUUAAUAAAGACUUGUUAGCUUAAGUCAGCAUAGCUACAUUGGUCAUGGCAUAGUUAUGCCGACCUAACCCGCAGUGUAGACACUGCCAUAUUGAUAGAAGAAUGCUUCAGUCGAUGUAUCAACCAUCAUUCAGGGAGGUGAUGUUUCUACAGUGAAGGAUAAAAUCCCUUCCUUUGGUGUAGAUGCAUCUGUGCUGAAGGUAUAUGCUGGCAUAACUAUGCCUGUUUAGUUUCCAGAGAUUCCUAAUGGAAUUGCAAAUUUUGAGAUCAGCGUGUUUCAACUAACAUAGUGGAGUAUUAUGUUAGUUACUCCUGUGAAAGGAGUAGCAUGCAGCCAGUGCAUUCUGUGGCCAGGGAAAUUGUAGCCGAGGAGCUAGAGACAGCGGAGGAAGAGAACUGGGCUGCGGUACACAGAGGAAUUUUUUUUUUUUUUUAAAAACUAUAAAAAUGAAAUAACUCUCAAGGAGUAAGAUUGCUCAGUGCUACCUCAGCCACUCUUCACAUUCUGAAAAGGCAUAACUUAACUCCUUCUUCUUCUUGUGCCAUCUCCACAAUGUAACCUUAACUCUGUCCUCUUUGUGUAUUGUCUUAACACACCCAUGCACCCAUUAGUAUGCUACCUUUACAGAUUCUCAGAGACUUUAAGGCCAGAAAGGACCAUCAUGAUCAUCUAGGCUUACCUCAUGUGCGUUGCAGGCUACAGAACAUCACCCAUCGACUCCUAUAGUAAGGCCAUAACUUCUGAGUUACUGAAGUCCUUAAAUCUUGGUUACACAGAAACCAUCAUUUACUCUAGUUCAAAUCAGCAAGUGACCUGUUCCCCAAAUUGCAGAAGAAGGCACCUUCCCCAGGCCUCUGGAAAUCUGACCUGUGGAAAAAUUCCUUCUGGAUGCCAAAUACAGUGACUAGUUAGACCAUAAGCAGGUGGCUGAGACCAACCAGUUGGAUACCUGGGAAAGAAUUUUUUGUAGUAACUUGGAACCCGCCCUAUCUAGUAUCCCAUCUCCAGCUUGUGGAGAUAUUUGCUAAUAACAGUUACAGAGAAGUCAUACGCUAUUGUAGCUAAUCUCAUCAUAUCCCCUCCAAUAAAGCUCAGUCUUAAAAUGAGUUAGGUUUUUUGCCCCGCUACUCCCCUUGGAAUUUCACUCCUCUGAUGGUUAGAAACCUUCAUCUAAUUUCAAGCCUAAACUUGUUGAUAGCCAGUUUCUAUCCAUUUGUUCUUGGGCCAGCAUUGGCCCUUACUUAAAUAACUCCUCUCCCUCCCUGGUAUUUAUCUCUCUGAUUUAUUUAUGGAGAGCAAUCAGAUCUUCCCUCCUCCUUUGUUUUGUUAAGCUAAACAAGCUGAGCUCCUUAAGUCUCCUCUCAUAAGGUAGGUUCUCCAUUCAUCUGAUCAGCCUAGUAGCCCUUCUCUUCACCUGUUCAACUGUUUCAGUUUGAAUUCACAUUUCUUAAACAUGGGAGAACAGAAUUGCACACAGUAUUCCAUAUAGUCUCACCGGAGCCUUUUAUAAUGGAAAUAACUCUUCCUAUCUCGAUUGGAUACAUUUUGCCUGGGGCAUCCUAGGAUUGCAUUAGCCUUUCUCACAGCAUAUUUGGUGGCUCAUAGUACUGUAAUGAUCAACAUAUCAAGGUUUUCUUCUCUUCUGUUGCUUUCAACCAUUACAUUCCCAGCUUACAGCAAAAAUGUUUUUUUUGUCAAAGUGCAUGACUUUGCACUAUUAAAUUUCAUCCCAUUUCUAUAAGUCCAGUUUCAAGGUCAUCCAAAACUAGGCUAUUCUGGUUCUCUAUAUUGGCAGCGAAUCUCAACUUUCUACCAUUGCUAAAUUUUAUUACACUCCCACUUUUUGUGCCAAGGUUAUUAAUGAAAAUGUUCAAUAAGAUUGGUCCCAAGACUGAUCCUUGAGGAACUCCACUAGUAAUCUCCCUCCAGCCUGACAAUUCACCUAUCAGCAUGACCCAUUGUAGUCUCCCCUUUAAUAAGUUCUUUAUCCACCUUUCAAUUCUCAUAUUAAUCCCAGUCCAAUUUAACUCAUUUUCCAUGUGGAACUGUAUUACAUUCUUUACAGAUGUCCAGGAAGACUGGCUCUACUGCAUUUUUUUUGUAUAGAAAAUCUGUUAUCCUCUUGAGAUCAGGUUGGUCUGGCGUAUCUACCUUUUGUAAAACUGUACUGUAUUUUAUCCCAAUUACUGUUUACUUCAGUCCUUAACUACUCUCUCUUUUAAAAAUUGUUCUAAGACCUUGCAUACAAUUGAGGUCAAACUAAAGGGCCUAUAGUUUCCCAGAUCAUUUGCCCCCUUCUCACCUUCUUAAAUAUAGGUACUGUAUUUUGCAAGUCUCCAGUCAUAAGGUUUGAUUUCCAAGUUUAUGGAUUCAUUAAAAAUCCUUGCUAUGGGCUUGCAAUUUCAUGUGCCCGUUCACUUGGAUGGAGAUUAUCUGGGGCCCCUGAUUUGGUCCCAUUAAACUGUGAGUUUGGCUUCCACCUUGGAUGUGGUAAUUUUUACUUCCAUAUCCUUGUUCCCAUUCAGCAUCUCGCCGCUGCCCCAGAUCUCAUUACCCUUCUUAAAAAUGGAAGAAAAGUAUUUGUUUAGGUGCAGUGUUUAGUUGCAUUCUCACUGCAUUACAAGCUUCAGUGCCAGCAACAUAACUCAUAACCCUGACAAGAAGCCAGCCCAGCUGGAGCUUAAAGCACCACUUAACUUGAGCUAAAAGUUUGUAUGGAUCCAAGUUGGGUUAUAGAGACAACACUUGAGUUAUACGUUGAGCAAACAGUGCAAUAAAGGGGAGAACAAACCUCUUUCUAUAGGGAGCACCAGAAGAGGCUGGGUUUCUACUGUAUGGUGCUCUGAUACUUCUGCUUCCCUCUUCAGAGUAGUCAAUGACCAGCUUCUUUCAAACUGGAAGAGGAGGCAGGGUUAGGAAUUGUAAAUAACUUCAUCAUACUCCUUAAAAGGUAGUCUAACCCAGCGUUUCUCAAAUGCAGCCACAUGUGACCAUCAAGGGUUUUUCUUGAGACCACAACCUCCUGGGUGAGACUGGAUUUUAUUAAAAUUUGUGUCAACAUGAUGGCAUCAGGCUUCCUCUGAGAUGCAGUUUUCUAAGCACUAGAUGGCUAAAUGCCUAAAUCACUGUUGUAUGUGGUAUAGUUGUAGCUGUAUCUGUCCCAGGAUAUUAAGAGAGACAAGGUGGGUGAGAUUAUAUUUUACUGGACUAACUUCUUUGAGUGAGAGACGCAAGCUUUUGAGCCACACGCAACUAUUCUUCAAACCUGAAGGUAUUACCUUAUCUGCCUUGUUUCUCUAAACCACUGUUGGAAAGAAGUGAAAUUGCUUUGCCUCUUUUUUUUUUUUUUCCAGUGGAUAAUGCUGCAUGUUGAUUUGAUAUUUAAGUCUCAUACACAUUUUAUUUAUCUUGCAUUCUGACUAACUCCUAACUUAGGUUCUGAGUUCAUGUUCUAAGUUGAUUGAAAGUUUUAAAUGUAUAAAGAAUGUCAAUUUUAUUUUAUAUGAUCUGGCUAUUGCCCAAAAUUAGGGAUUUCAUUUAAUGAGUUUCUAGACUUGCAAAGUUUAUGGUGAAGCAACAAUACUAAGUAAUAUCAAACUCUGGUUUGUGAAUUACAGGUAGCCAAAAUGGCUGAAAAUGGAGAGGGUGAAAGUAUGUCUAACCUGGAAAACAAAAUCUGUCAGCAAAUUGAGUACUAUUUUGGUGAUCACAAUCUACCAAGAGACAAGUUCCUAAAGGAGCAGGUCAAACUGGAUGAUGGCUGGGUGCCUUUAGAAAUAAUGAUCAAAUUCAACAGGUUAAGCAGUCUCUCAAAAGACUUCAAUGUUAUUGUAGAAGCACUGAGAAAAUCUAAAGCUGGACUUAUGGAAAUAAGUGAAGACAAAACUAAAAUCAGAAGAUCUCCAAGCAAACCCCUCCCUGAAGUGAAUGACCAGUAUAAAAAUGCAAUUAAAAACAGAUCUGUAUAUAUUAAAGGCUUUCCAACAGAUGCAACACUUGAUGAUAUCAAAGAAUGGCUAGAAGGUAAAGGCUCCGUAGAAAACAUUCAAAUGAGGAGAACAUUGAGUAAAACAUUCAAGGGAUCAAUUUUUGCAGUAUUUGAUAGUGUUGAAUCUGCUAAGAAGUUCACAGAAAUUCCAAACCAAAAGUACAAAGACACGGAACUGAUUGUGCUUUUCAAGGAGGAGUACUUUACAAAGAAGAAUGAAGAGAGGAAACAAAACAAAGUAGAGGCUAAAGCAAAGGCAAAACAGGAGAAAGAAGAAAAACAGAAGCAAGCAGAAGAUGCUGAAAUGAAAUCACUGGAUGAAAAGACAGGAUGCUUGCUGAAAUUCUCUGGCGACCUAGAAGAUCAGACUUGCAGAGAAGAUCUUCAUGCAGUUUUCUCUGACCAUGGAGAAAUUAAAUGGAUAGACUUUGUCAGAGGGGCAAAGGAGGGGAUUAUCCUAUUUAAGGAUAAUGCAAAAGAAGCUCUGGAUAAAGCCAAAGAAGCAAAUAAUGGGAACUUACAGUUGCGCAACAAAGAUGUCAUAUGGGAGGUGCUGGAAGGAGAUGCAGAGAAAGAAGCAUUGAAAAAAAUCAUGGAGGGUCAACAAGAAUCAUUAAACAAAUGGAAAGCAAAAGGUCGCAAAUUUAAAGGUAAAGGAAGAGGUGGCAAAGUACCCCAGGGCUCACAGAACAAAGGGAAAGUACAGUUCCAGGGCAAGAAAACAAAAUUUGAGAGUGAGGAUGAAGGUGAAAACACUAAAACAGGGCCAGCAAGUCCCAAGAAAAGACCACUAGAAGAGGCUGAAAAAGAAGAACCUGUAUCAAAACAGCUGAAAACAGAAAAUGGAGCUGGAGAUCAGUAAUACUGUUUUAAAAAGCACUGAGUUUUUAUUAAUCCAUUUUAAAUAGGUUUUAAGACAGUCCUCAGUUUGGAAAUUUUUCAAAGGAAAACCUUAUUAAAUCCACUUCAAUAUCCACCUGUAAUGAGAGGAAAGCUUUUUUUAUUUUGUGAUUUCCCCCCCCCCCCCAGAUGCAUGCUUACUUAACAUGCCAACUUGAAUAUUUUUUUAUAUUUAUAGUUUUGCUUAUACUGUCCAAUCCUCUCAGUAUUUCUCGCAUUUGAGUCAAAUGUAUAAAGGGAUGGUUUAUCCCUGAAUCUGACUGUAAUUUUGAAGUUGUAUGAAAAACACCAAUAAAAUUCCAUAUUUAAAAAUCAUGGACUGUUGAA